This is a messenger RNA of Uranotaenia lowii, 1326 nucleotides long. Its product is annotated as juvenile hormone esterase-like. The record is from RefSeq and is a predicted model, not a curated record. The transcript has 3 exons. The coding region runs from base 1 to 1326 and encodes 441 amino acids. Lineage: Eukaryota; Metazoa; Arthropoda; Insecta; Diptera; Culicidae.
AUGGUUGUUGUUGUUUGGGUCCCGCCGGCAAAAUGGCUUGGCCAUUUUGGAAGUUGCUUGCUGCUGCUUCUAAUCUGCACCAGUGAGGCAAUCUAUACGACUCCGCGGGUGUGCGAAUAUCUCUGCAAUCCACUGCCGGCGGUCAGCAUCGCCGAUGGAUGUGUGUGCGGCAUCGAGAGGCCAACGGGAUUUGCCGCGGGGGGACUUUCCUAUGACGCUUUCUACGGUAUUCCGUUCGCCAAACCGCCGGUGGACCAGCUGAGAUUUGCGAAUCCCGUUCCGAUAGGAGUGUAUAAAGAUAUCCACAACGGAAGCUUUCCAAGAGGAAUUUGCAUCCAGAAGAAUGAUUUUUCCCCGAACGCUCAGAUUCAAGGGGAUGAGGACUGUUUGCAUUUGAACGUGUACAGACCAAAGAACAUGAACGGUACCCUACCGGUGAUGGUCUACAUUCACGGGGGAGGAUUCAUUGGAGGAUCUGCGCAUCCCAGUUAUCUUGGACCGGAAAAGUUUAUGUCCACCGAAAAGGUGAUUCUGGUUACCCCACAGUACCGUUUGGGGGUAUUUGGAUUCCUAUCCACACGUGAUCGAGAGGCACCCGGAAACUUUGGCCUUAAGGAUCAGGUCCUCGCACUUCAGUGGGUCCAGCAGAAUAUUGGAGCUUUCGGAGGAGAUCCUACUCAGGUGACAAUAUUCGGAUCUAGCUCCGGAGCCAGCUCUGUACAAUUUCACAUGAUGAGUCCUUCGAGCGAGGGACUGUUUUCCAAAGCCAUGAUGCUUAGUGGAAGUGCGUUAGCCUUUUGGAAUGAACCGUCCGAGGAUAGCGAAUUCUUGGCCCAGGAUCAGGUUUAUGUUUUGGGAGUUGGCGGGCGAGAAGAGAUGACAUCGAAACAGAUCAUAGAAAUUCUCAGAUUGGUCGACGCCGAAGACCUCCUGGCCAGUAUUGAUAAGCUGAAAGUUUGGCACACGCAACCCUCCAUUCUCUACACACCGGUUGUUGAAAAAUAUGCCGGUGGAGGCGCUUUUCUGGUAGAAGAUCCCAAAAAAAUAUGGCGGGAAGGACGGUACCAGAAAGUUCCCUGGAUGAUGGGAUACGUUCCGAAUGAGGGUUCUAUUGCUUCAGUUCGAAUUUUGAACGACCCUGCUCUGUUAGAUGAACUCAUACAACUGCAAAGACGAUACUUGCCACUUUUCAGUAACACCACUAGAAAACAUGCCAUGGACUUGUACGAAAGGUUUUUUCAAGGCAACCGAAUGAAUGUUGAUAAUUCCGAUGGUUUCGGCAAGGUAACUUACAAGAAAAAAAAAACAUAUUCCAUCCAAAAAUAA